GUUUCUCACUGCUGAUGUUUACGUUAGUUUUAGACUACUUUUUUAGAUUUUAGAAAUGAACAUCUGAUCACCAGUAGGCCAAUAAAAAAGAAGUAUUUAGAUUAAUCACUCCUUUUAUGAUGGAAUUAAAAUUGAAUAUAAUUAAAGUUAGAUUUUGCAGUGGUUAAGAUAAUAUAAUCAAAAGUAUUAAUCAUCAUUUACGUCAAAAAUUCAUUUGACACAUAACGGCACUAAUCUUAAAAAAGAUGGUAGAGGAUAAAGACCACAUGAUUGGUAGUCGAAUAUUGUGUGAUGGAUAUUGUGGUACAUUAAAAUAUGUUGGUCCAGUAGAAAAUACAAAGGGAAUUUGGUUGGGUAUUGAUUGGGAUGAUUUUUCUCGUGGAAAGCACGGUGGAACUUACAAAGAUGUGGAAUAUUUCAAAACAUGGCAUCCAAACUCAGGGUCUUUUGUACGCUUAGAAAAAGUGAAAUUUGGAAUAUCUUGUCCUGAUGCCAUUAAAAUGAAAUAUGGUCUGGUCAACGACGAUUUAGCUGGUAUUGACAGAAACAAAUUGUCUAGUUUACAGAAAGAAAUAAAUGCACCUUUCAUGGAAAUGGUUGGAUUUUCAAAAGUAAACAAGAAACAAAGUAAAUUUGAAAAUUUAGAAGUAGUUUGUUUGAGGGGAGAAUGUGUUAGCAAUGCUGGAGAUCCCGAUGAAUUAAUUAAAUUGUCACCUAAUAUAACCGAAUUAGAUUUAUCAAAAAAUUUAAUCUGUUCGUGGAAGGCAGUUGCUGAAAUAGUCUCUCAACUAGUUCAUUUAAAAAGGCUCAAUGUUAGUGAAAAUAAUUUAAUUGUUGAUGAAGAAGAGUUGAAUGAAUUAAAACAUGCCUUUACAUCUGUAACUGAUUUAACGAUGACGAAAAUGAAUUAUACCUCAAAUGAUGUUAAUCAUUGUAUAAAUAUAUUUCCUGGCUUAAAAAUUCUUUCUGUUUCUUUUAAUUUGAUAAAAGAACUUCAAGAAUUUAACUGUAUGAAAUUAACUAGUUUAACCUUAGAGGAAAAUGAGAUUCACUGUUGGGAUGAAAUUUUAAAACUGGGAUGUUUACCAUGCUUAGAAUCCAUUAAUCUGAAUUGUAACAAACUACUGUUCAUAAGAUUUCCCAUUGAAAAUUCAAAUGAAAAAACCAACUACUUUUCAGUCUUGAAACAAAUGCAUAUAUCUAAUAAUAAUAUAUCAGAGUGGAAUUCAGUAAGUGAAUUGGACAAAUUAAAAUGUUUAGAAGAUUUAAAAUUUAGAGAAAAUCCAAUUCUAAGGAAGGAAAGUUUUGAAACAACACGACAAUUAAUAAUAGCUAGGAUAUCAAAUUUGAAAUUGUUAAAUAGUACAGAAAUUUUCUACACAGAAAGAUCAGGAGCCGAAAAUGAUUAUUUAAAAAUGUUUGCUAAAGAAUGGAUUGAAUCGGAAAAUGAUUCUGAAAAGAGAAUUAAGUUCUUAAACAAUCAUCCUAGAUAUCCAGCUUUAGUUCAAAAAUAUGGAGUAGCGGACAUUCCUACCUCAAAAACAGACAUGGCAAUGAUUUCCAAUGUUAUUUCUGUUGAAUUUGCAUGUCCUGAUGAUCCAGCACAGUCGAAAGGAAUAAAAAGAAAACUAUUGAAAGAUAUGGAUGUGCAAAAAGUAACUGGUCUUGCUCAAAGACUUUUUAAAACUUGCGGAAAAAUACCAACUCUUUCUUUUGUCCAACAAGAAUUAUCAAAAGUAGAGAUACCUCUCGAUAAACCUCUUCAAAAACUCAGCUAUUAUUCGAUUCAAGAUGGAGAUCACAUUCUUGUGAGGUGGUGAAGAUUAAAACAUACUAUAAUCAUAUCUCUUUUGUACUUUACUAUAUGCUCAAUAAAAAUUCUUUUAUAAAUAAGGUA
Messenger RNA from Leptopilina boulardi, 1897 nucleotides. It is a transcript of the gene Glo1, whose product is annotated as tubulin-specific chaperone E. Gene Ontology annotation, molecular function: alpha-tubulin binding. Gene Ontology annotation, biological process: protein folding. The record is from RefSeq and is a predicted model, not a curated record. Bases 246 to 1820 code for a protein of 524 amino acids. Lineage: Eukaryota; Metazoa; Arthropoda; Insecta; Hymenoptera; Figitidae. The transcript has 8 exons.